Messenger RNA from Plasmopara halstedii, 1109 nucleotides. RefSeq lists its product as uncharacterized. Lineage: Eukaryota; Oomycota; Peronosporomycetes; Peronosporales; Peronosporaceae. The transcript has a single exon. The record is from RefSeq and is a predicted model, not a curated record. The coding region runs from base 193 to 501 and encodes 102 amino acids.
UAGCAAGUUCGACGUACUAUAGAUGCAUUUUUUAUGUCAUUCCAUUAUAUAAAAAUACGGGUGGCAUUGUAUAUUUCUAUCGACGUAAAAGUACGAGUUGAUCUGUUAAAAUCAUUGGUAAAAGAAGCGAAGAUGAGAUACGUGGUAUCGAAUUUUUGUAUCUGUUUUGAAUGAUGCAGAACAAGAUAGCGGAUGGGGGUAAUAGACUUAUCGCUACAGCUACUAUUUCUGCAAAAAAUAUAUGAGAAUUCCCCAACUACAGCUUCAAACGAUUGUCCAUUCCUUACCACCACUUGUUUGAAAACACUUACCAAAAAUGAUGUUUCAGCAGAGUACCACACUAGCUGGCUGGGUGCUUCGCCCUUUCACAUGACGCACAAAUCACGGCACGUGGUCAGCCUGCGAGUUGAGAUAUCGAAUAUAAAACUUUUGCGGAUGGCAAUUAGCAUACACUGUCUCAUUUGUCAGCGAAUUUCAGGUUUUCUCAUUUACAUAGCCUAGAUGGAAUUCAUCAUUGAUUGGAAAUCAAGCCAACAGCAGCCAAGCUACUCCAUGAUCUGUCUAGUGCAAAUAUUUCUAUCCUGAUAGUUGUGGCCUUUCUGCUAUCUUUCAAAGUCCAUAUAAUCAUAUGUUUCUAGCUGUAUAAAAAGACUGAUAAAAUAUGUCAUUUUUGAAAUCUAUGCGUACGCAGUACCUGAGAAGACAUUGAUAGAUAUAACCAUUGCAUAAGCGUCAUCCCACCAUUAAACCGGCCUUGGUGAUAAUACCAGAGAGUUUUUCGUUGCACUGACAAACUUGCAUAAAAAGCAUUGGGCGAUCAAACUGACGUCACAGCUGUCCCGAUGUUAUGUGGGAACCGCUAUGCAUUAAUGGCCGGUGCGGCCAUCUCGAAUAAAGGCGUUCAUACAAAGAAACUCGACGCCUUGUUAGCCUGUGUAUGGUACGGCAGAUAUUUUCUCCCUGUCUUAUAAUCAGCACUACACACAAACCUUAUAUUCUCAUCUGUUUGGUCCUUGAAUACUCGUCAUCUCAAUAAUAAAGCGCGGCUGGUCGUUUCACGCCCAACCGCGUCCCGUUUCAUCAAAGUUGAAGAGCUUUCAGGACCUUCG